Messenger RNA from Lottia gigantea (owl limpet), 828 nucleotides. RefSeq lists its product as hypothetical. The record is from RefSeq and is a predicted model, not a curated record. NCBI's taxonomy places the organism in Eukaryota, Metazoa, Mollusca, Gastropoda, Lottiidae. The coding region runs from base 1 to 828 and encodes 275 amino acids. The transcript has 6 exons.
AUGGGUGGCCUGUGUAGUUGUUUAGGAGACGACAAUCAGAAGAGUUAUCAGGCGCCAACCCCUAAUACUCCUCUUCUGGCAAACAUCGGUAGCGGACCCGGCAAUAAUACCGGAAGUGACGCAAGUAAAACCAGUGGCGGGAAGUCUGCACGACAACAUAAACCUAUCGAUAAAGAAAAACAGUUCUUAACGUCCUUACAGCAGUUAUCGCCCGUGAUAGUUAAUGACCUGCCCAUUCCUUCCCUGAAUAAAACAUUUAAAUACAAUAGUGAAAAAAUAGACCAAGCCAAGCUAUUCAACGAUUUAUUGGAGAGGUUUGAAGAUUUAAGACGAACUUUAAAUGAUUUUAAACAGAUCUAUGAAAAAGAUACGAGGGGGAUCCCAACUUUAAAGGAAUGUAUGAAACUCCUGUCUACAAACUGUGGUGAGGCUAAAAUCACAGGAACUAGAACCAAAUAUUCAGUCAUACUAGAAUACGACGUCAGAGAUGUUUCAGACUGUUGUCAUGGGUUACCAGAAGAUACUCUUGAAUCACUGCAACUCUACAACAAAGCAAAUGCCUUAAUCCGAAAAAUAAUGGAACAGACUCCGCAUGUGAAAGACUCAAUUCAGCUCGUGCUUGAUGAUGAGGAGAAACUACGUCGCGACGUCACCAAGGAAAAUUUAUCCGCAUCUCAAGGACCGGAAGCGUUAAAAAUAUGCGUCAGAAACAUUAACAGUUUGAGAUCGAUUCCAAGUUCAUUAGAAACCAUUCAAAAAUACACAGACAAGUCAUUUAAAGAUUUACUAGAGUCUUCUAAACCUUUCUUCAGUGAUCGUGAAAUCUAG